AUGUCUCAAUUGUUUAAUAGCAAUCAAAGGAAUGUUGCCGUUUGGGUAAACGCAGAGGAGACAAAGCCAUUGCCAGCAUUGGCUGAUCAGGCCUCAUGCCCACCUUGCAUCAGAAGCAUGGGUAAGGGUCCAUGUGGAGACUUGAUCAUCGAGUCAUUCGUCUGCUUCCAAAAGGAGACUGACAAUAGAGAUAAGUGCAUGGAGACCUUUACACAGCUGAGGAAGUGCAUGCUAAAGUUCCCAAUCAGAUACUACGAUGCCCUCUUCCCACAAGACAAGAAAGAGAAAAAGGAUACAGCAAGCGAAACCAAGUAG
Acytostelium subglobosum LB1 is the source of this 315-nucleotide messenger RNA. RefSeq lists its product as hypothetical. The transcript is spliced from 2 exons. Bases 1 to 315 code for a protein of 104 amino acids. NCBI's taxonomy places the organism in Eukaryota, Evosea, Eumycetozoa, Acytosteliales, Acytosteliaceae. The record is from RefSeq and is a predicted model, not a curated record.